Messenger RNA from Juglans microcarpa x Juglans regia, 1173 nucleotides. Its product is annotated as probable methyltransferase At1g27930. The record is from RefSeq and is a predicted model, not a curated record. Gene Ontology annotation, biological process: xylan biosynthetic process. The coding region runs from base 131 to 991 and encodes 286 amino acids. The transcript has a single exon. Lineage: Eukaryota; Viridiplantae; Streptophyta; Magnoliopsida; Fagales; Juglandaceae.
GUUACUUAUACCUCUCCCAGUCCGCUCUUUCAUUUACAGGAUGGUCCCGCACUUCCGACUUCAGACGUUAGACUGACCUAGAAAAUACGAGUUGCCGAAUUAUUUGUAUUCAGAAGAUAAACGAUAAGACAUGAAGAAUGGCCGUUCACUUUCGGAGAACACGUUGUUCAUCGGAGUGGCUUUGGCUGGUCUAAUCGUCGGCGCGGUGGUCGUCUACAGCUUCAUCGGAUCCGGAAAGAAUUACCUGCUGUGCUCACAGACCGACGGAUCCGGCAUCCGUGCCGUAUCCGGCUACUCGCCCACGGAGAUCCAGCUCCGAGCCAUCCUCCACUACGCGACCUCGAGGAUUGUUCCACAGCAGUCGUUGGGGGAGGUUACCGUUUCCUUUGAUGUCCUCAAGUCCCGCGCGCCUUGCAACUUCCUCGUCUUCGGACUCGGUCACGACUCGCUCAUGUGGACCUCGCUCAACCCACGCGGCACGACGAUAUUCCUCGAGGAGGACCCCAAGUGGGUCCAGACCGUUCUCAAGGACGCCCCUGACCUCCGGGCGCACACCGUCCCGUACCGCACGCAACUCUCCCAAGCCGACGAACUGCUAUCCUCCUACCGCUCUCAACCGCUGUGUUCGCCUUCGAAAGCUUUCCUGCGCCGCAACACUCGGUGCCGGUUAGCGCUGGACAACUUACCGGAUGAAGUGUACGAGAAGGAGUGGGACCUGAUCAUGAUCGACGCGCCGCGAGGGUACUUCGCGGAGGCCCCGGGCCGGAUGGCCGCGAUCUUCUCGGCGGCUGUUAUGGCGAGGAACCGGAAAGGAUCCGGUCCAACGCAUGUGUUCCUGCACGAUGUUGAUCGGAAGGUGGAGAAGAUGUACGCAGAGGAGUUCCUGUGCAGGAAGAACUUGGUCAAGGCGGUAGGGAGGCUUUGGCACUUCGAAAUUCCGCCUGCGUCUAACGUGAGCGAUGGUGGCAGUACUGGUGCUCCAUUUUGCUAGAAAGAGCCAAGGAUCGUGUUCGUGCGUCCCCGUCGUCGUCUAUUUGUCGUUCUCGUUUAGACAUUUGCUACAAACCGACGGAGAAAGACAACAGUUAUUUCAAAAAGAAUUUAGAGAUUUUACAAAACGUUUGGGCGUUGUGUUCCAAGUUAAAACGAGUUUUCCCUUUCUAUUUUUCUUCA